Molecule: messenger RNA, 2317 nt
Organism: Gadus macrocephalus (Pacific cod)
Lineage: Eukaryota; Metazoa; Chordata; Actinopteri; Gadiformes; Gadidae
Product: adenosine receptor A1-like
Biological process (GO): G protein-coupled receptor signaling pathway
Cellular component (GO): membrane
Molecular function (GO): G protein-coupled receptor activity
Source: RefSeq, a predicted model, not a curated record
UGCCUGUCUCUCUCUCUCUCUCUCUCUCUCUCUCUCUCUCUCUCUCUCUCUCUCUCUCUCUCUCUCUCUCUCUCUCUCUCUCUCUCUCUCUCUCUCUCUCUGUUGCUCUCUCUCUCUCUCCCUCUCUCACCAUCUCUGCAUCUCCCUUGCUCACAAGCUAUUCUACUAUUCUGUCGAAAUCCCAGACGUUUGUCUCAAAUACUUGUCUACCUCCUACCUAUUUUUAUGAUAUUUUUUCCCUGUGAUCUUAUUUGUAUUCACUCUAUUCUCUCUCGCUCGCUCUGUCUGACUGCGUCUCUGGACAAUGCGAGUUAGUCUCUUGGGGUAACCAGUGAUGGAGGAGUCAAUUGGAAACAGGGAAUGGCUGGCAGUGGAAGUGGGAGUGGAUGUGGAUGUGACAGGAUUUCCAAAAGCCCCGUAACCCCUUUCCUCAUAGAUUUUCUUGCUAUUUCAUGAGCAGUAAUAACCAUUUGAAAACAUAUUCAUCGUUGCUUGCUAUCAUUGUGUGUGUAUGUACGUGUGUGUGUGUCUGUGCCUUUUUCUGAGUGUGUGCUUGUAUACACAUGGGAGCAUGUGUGUGUGUGUGCGUGUGUGUGGGGGGGUGUGUGUGAGUGUAUGUGUGUGUGAGUGGGUUUGUGUGCAUGUGAGUGUAUGUUUAUGUGAGUGUGUUUGUGUGUUUGUGUGUGUGUGCAUGUGUGUGUGUUUUUUGGUGAUGUGUGCAUGUGUGAGUGUACGAGUGUGUGUGUGUGUGUGUGUGUGUGUGUGUGUGUGUGUGUGUGUGUGUGUGUGUGUGUGUGUGUGUGUGUGUGUGUUAUUGUCUCCCUCUCUCUCCCCCCCUAGACAUGGAAUACACUUGGCUCUACUCCCUGUGCCAGUGCCUCCUCUCUGUCUCUCUGAUCGUGGUGAGCGUGAGGUUGUGCAUGGCCCUGGCCGGCUCCCGCUCAGAGGCCCGGUCCCGGGACGCAGCCAGGGGCUCCGGCCACAACAAGGGCAUCGUCUCCUCCAGCCUCCGCCUCUGCCUGGGCUGGGUGGGCGCACUUGGAGGCGCACUGGAGGUGCCUGCGUUUGUGCUGCUGGACAUGCGCUCCCCGCGCUGCCUGUACACGUGCAUGAUCCUGGUGUGCUGCCCUCUGCUGGCCAGGCAGUUCACCGUGUGCCUGCUGCUGCUGCUCAGCCUGGACGGCCACCUGCAGCAGCGCCUGGCCGGCCGGUAUUCCCUGGUGGUCACCCGUCGACGGGCCCUGUGUGUGGUUCUGCUGUGCUGGAUGGGCUCAGUGGUGUUCUCCUUCUCCCAGUUGAUGGGAUCAGGAAUGCUGUACACCUGGAGCGGUGCAGCCGAUCCAGAAGGGGGCACGUCCGGUCUGGGUCUGGGGAACAACCGGACCUCCUCCCUGUCCCCUAAUACUCCUCUUCCUCAAUCCACUCCCAAGCCUCCCAGGUCCCGUAAUUACCUGGUGAUAGGGAAGAACCUACCGUACGGAGGUUUCUUAUCCAAGGUCUACAUGGAGGACUUGAGUAACUUCUCCUACGCAGAGAUCCACGGUAGCCACUUUGGGGUCUGUGGCCCAGACACCGUCUUCAGCCCCCAGUUCCUGGUGUGUGUCCACGGUGUGACCACCUUCCUGCUUCCCUUCUUAGGGCUGCUCUCCAUUUACCUGGACCUCCUGUGCACCAGGCGCAGACAGAUCCACUUCUAUCCAUCAGAACCAACCGAAGGCGACCUAUCUCUUGCCCAUUCCCUGGCUCUGUCCCUGGCUCUCCUGGUUCUGCUCUGUCUGCCCCUCCACACCACCCACCUACUGUGGCUCCUUCGUCCAGACACAAGGAGCCACACUUGGGCUUACCCUGUGGCAAAGUUCCUGUCCCAGUUGUACAGUCUUGUGCCUCCGCUGCUCUUCACUCCCGGUACCAAUGGAUGGGAGGUCCUCCGUUUCCUCUAGGUGUGUCGCAGGUAUCUGCAGUGGUGGGCCCUUCCAGAGGGAAGGCCCUGGGUAUGGCUCUGUGUGACACCAUGCAGAGGGCCCCCUGGUGCCAAGACACACACUCCCUGAAGGCCCCCAAACUGGGCCCAGAUGUCUGAGCUUGCGCCCGGCCCCUGGAAGUAUUGUGUCUCCGCUGCUCCACGCAAUAUGUUAUUCAUCAAUCGGGUGAACAUUUUAAUUAGGACUAAUUGUUGGGGUCUUCUAUUCUGUGUGCAUUAAAGCUGGAUCACAUAAGAAUAAAUCUGUAGACCAAAUAAAAUGUGCUUAUUAUAAUAUUCAGUUAACUUUUUGUGUCAACAACAAAUUUUUGAAAAAUGGCCUUUCUAUCCAACAUG